CUGUUGUACGUCAUCAAUCCGCGCCGCCUCUUUCCUCACAGAAGUAUCGUAAUGUGAUGGGACUUUUUCUUUAUUUUCUUAUAGUUCUUUGAGGAAAUUAGCAAAUCUUUAACUAGAUGGCUGCGGCUGUUUUUCGGUAUGUCGGUAGGACAUUAGUCCGACAGACAGCUCCGGUGGGGGUUGUCUCGACAGAAAAUGGUGGCGUUCACACUCCGUGGUUUACUGCGGUGAUGGCACUAAGGACGUCUGCUCCUCUCAGUGCGGAGCCCAAGAAGAAGAAGAAAGUGGACCCCAGAAGAGAGGUGAUGAUCAGGGAGAGGCUGAAGAAGAAACUGAAGAAGUUGGAGAGGGUUCCACCGGAGUUCAUCCCCAUCGAGGACUUUGUCACUCCAGUUAAAUGUUUGGAUCAGACCAGGGCCCGGGCUGCUCCGAGGUUGUCUUUCGAGGAAAGCGAAAGCCGAGCUCUGCUGCUGAAGGAGUGGUGUCGAUACAAACACGAGCAGCAUUUGGCUGAAAUGCAAGCCAUCGAACUUGCCCUGGAAGCCCAGGCGGAGGCGCUGGAUGAGCUCAAAGCUGAAUCUGAGGAGCUCUACCAGGCGGCGUUGAAGCCAGAUCCCCACCUGUUCCCUUUCUCCCACGAGGGCCCCGCGUACACGCCGCCAAAGACUAAUUACGAAGCGCCUGAUGGGAAGUACAUGGAUGUCACCAAAGUCUACACACAAUGAGUUGCGUAUAUGUGUUACUUGUGUAUUUUAUUUUAUUAUUUUUUUUAAUGGUGACAACUGAUUUCACCUGCUGGAUCAACAAAACAUUUUUAAAUUAUGCAAUAAAUAGCCGAUUUUGAAAACAAAUUAGAAUCUGUAAAUGUUUAGUGGAUAUGGCAAGUUUUCCAAAGCAGAAAUUGUUCUCGAUUAACUUUUAUUCCACUUUUAACCCAGCAAUGUGGAAUAACCCGGGUAAAAUUCCCAAGUGUGCAGCACUCAAAACUCAGUGGUGGUAUGUACAGUGCAUGAUAUUUUUACAGUUAGUUACAGCACCCUUUGUCCUCGACAG
Syngnathoides biaculeatus (alligator pipefish) is the source of this 1053-nucleotide messenger RNA. RefSeq names its product mitochondrial ribosomal protein L40 (gene mrpl40). The transcript has 5 exons. The record is from RefSeq and is a predicted model, not a curated record. Lineage: Eukaryota; Metazoa; Chordata; Actinopteri; Syngnathiformes; Syngnathidae. Gene Ontology annotation, cellular component: mitochondrial large ribosomal subunit; mitochondrial ribosome. Bases 117 to 725 code for a protein of 202 amino acids.